AUGGGGUCCUGUCCAGUCCUGGUCUUCGUCCUGCUAUUUUCAGCAACUCUUCCUUUCAGUGGUGAUGGUGGGAAAAUACUGGUUUUCCCAAUAGAUGGAAGCCACUGGCUUAAUAUGAAGAUACUGGUGGAAGCCCUUCAUUCACAGGGUCAUCAAAUCACUGUGAUCCGUUCAUCAACCAGCUGGUACAUCCCUGAGUCUUCACCUCAUUACACCUCCAUCACCAUUCCACAGGAACAAUCCCAAAGUUUAGAAAGCCAACUGUUCAUGACCUCCUUCAUGAAGAAAGCACUGGAUGUCCGUCAGAGAAGGGGGUCACCACUGGCUUAUUUUGAAUUUUAUAGCAAUGUUUUCCAUUGGUUAACGGGGAACCAGAAAUUUUUUGCAGAACUGGCCCGCAGUAUCUUUGAGAAUAAGAAACUGAUCAAAGAGCUGAAUGAGACUGGGUAUGAUCUUUGUCUGACUGACCCAGUAUUUCCAGCAGGAGUGCUGUUAGGACACUAUCUCAAGCUCCCUAUGGUUUUCAAUGUGCGCUGGAUAAUCACUGGGGAGGGGCACUUUGCCAUCGCUCCUUCCCCUCUAUCUUACGUUCCUGAACUGUUCUCUGAAUACUCUGACAGGAUGGACUUUCUCCAGAGGGUCAACAAUAUGAUCUAUCACGGCUUUUUAGUCUACAUGUACUACUUUGUUACAAAUCCACCAUAUCAGGCUGUGUGCAAUGAUUACUUUGGACCUGAUGUGAGCCCCAUGUCCAUCAUGCAGGGGGCUGAUAUCUGGUUGAUGAGGGUCGACUUCACAUUUGAGUUCCCUCGUCCCACUAUGCCCAAUGUUGUCUACAUUGGAGGGUUUCAGGGUAAGCCUGCAAAGCCUCUUCAAUCUGAUUUAGAGGAGUUUGUGCAAAGCUCUGGUGAACAUGGGGUAAUCAUCAUGACUCUCGGGACACUGUUGGGCGACCUUGGCCCUGAGAUAUCAGAGAUCAUCGCUUCAGCAUUUGCCAAGCUACCUCAGAAGGUCGUGUGGAGGCACAUCGGUGAAAAACCUGCCACUUUGGGAAACAACACAAGGCUGGUUAAAUGGCUUCCCCAAAAUGAUCUCCUUGGUCAUCCCAAGACCAAGUUAUUCAUCACACAUGGGGGCACUAAUGGACUAUAUGAGGCCAUCUACCAUGGUGUUCCAAUUCUGGGAAUGCCUCUUAUCCUUGACCAGUUUGACAACAUAGUGCGUAUGAGGAGCAGGGGAGCGGGUGAGAUUGUAGAAGUGACAGAAAUGGAUGUUGAGUCUCUGACAGGUGCUAUAAAGAAUAUCCUGGAUCCAGAAAACUCGUACAAACGCAAUAUGCUCAAACUGUCACGGCUGCUUCAUGAUAAACCCAUCAAACCUUUAGACAGUGCUGUUUUCUGGAUAGAGUAUGUCAUGAGGCACAAAGGGGCAGCACACCUGCGUACUGAGUCUUAUAAGCUCCCUUGGUAUGCUUACCACAGUCUAGAUGUAAUGGCGUUCUUGGUUGCCUGCGGUUUGCUGAUCACCAUGUUCACUUUGGUAUCCUGUAGAUGUCUCAUUGGAUGUUUAGUAAAGUCGAAGAAGUCUACAUUAAAGCCCAAGAAAGAGUAG
This is a messenger RNA of Xyrichtys novacula (pearly razorfish), 1611 nucleotides long. Lineage: Eukaryota; Metazoa; Chordata; Actinopteri; Labriformes; Labridae. The record is from the annotation of a GenBank genome assembly.